This is a messenger RNA of Rotaria sp. Silwood2, 1053 nucleotides long. Lineage: Eukaryota; Metazoa; Rotifera; Eurotatoria; Philodinida; Philodinidae. The record is from the annotation of a GenBank genome assembly.
AUGCAACAACGCGUGAAGAUUACUAUUGACGACAAUGAUGAUGAUGAUGAUGAUGUUCAACAAGAAGUUACUGAUACUAUUGAAAAAUUUGUUCAAUCUCGUCAUGUACAAACAUUAAAAUAUUUACGCCAUGUUAUUGAUGAAAAUCGUCAUUUAAGAUUACAUAUUGAACAUCUUAAACGACGUCAAAAUGAGCCUGUAAAAUCACCUGCUAAUGUUGAUCCAAUCGAACCCGAAGAAACUUCAAUUACUGAAAUACCAUUAGAAACACCUGAACUUAUAUUCGAUCCUGAACAUAUUGAUGAAGCAACAAAUACUGACGGAAAUGAUUUUGAAACACAAUAUCAUAUAUUAAAUGAUGAAUUAAUUAAUCUUAAAAAACAACAUAAUAUCAAUCGUGAAGAAUAUCAACGUGAACUUGAACGUGUUGAUCGUAAAAAUAUUCAAUUAGAAAAAGAUUUAAAAUCUGUUCAACAACAAUUAAUUAUUGUACAAAAAACUGUUAAUGAUAAACAAAUAGAAAAUCAAAAUCUUACAACAACAGUUUCAGAUCAAAAAAUGUUCAAUGAAGCAUUAAAUAUUCGUGUAAAUAAACUUGAACAAACAAAUAAACUUUUAAUACAAUCAUUAAAUGUAUCAGAAGAAACUCGUAUUGAAUUUGAAAGACAAUUAAAUGAAUUACAAGAAAUAUAUAAUCAAACAGAACAAAAUUUAUCUCAAUUACAAAUUGAAUAUAAAAAUAUUCAAACAUAUAUGCAUAGAUCUGAAGAAGAAAUUCAAUCAUUAAAAGAAAAAUUUAAUUUUCAAUUAAAUAAAUGUCAAGAAUUAAAUAAUAAUAAUGAAGAAUUAAAUGAAACUAUUAAAUAUCUUCAACAACAACUUCAAGAAAAAAUUCAUCAAGAAGAACAAUAUAUUCGUGAAAAACAAUUAAAUAGUAAUUUUAAAGAUUUUGUACAAGCUAAACGUACAUUACAAACAUGUCAACAAGAAAAUGAACAGUUAAAAGUUGAAUUAAAAAAAUUACAGAUAAAAUUUUUAAAUAAAAAUGAAUAA